GGGGAGGAGGAGGAGGACAACGAGGACACUCUGUGACACACUGUCCUCCAGAGAUACAGAUUCUGGCAUUCUAAAGGAAGAAGGACAAAGAAACCAAAACCAGUUUAUCCAAGGCUUCAACUUUUCAGUCUGACCCUUUGAUCUACAUUCCAUUAUUUUGGUAGCAUGGUGGGAGUGGAUUCGGAAUGGACACAGACCCUUUUCAGAAUUAGAUCAGAUAAUUAAAAUGCAAACAAAUUUCUUUAUUCCUUCACCUCAAGGAGCGUCCUUGGAAAGUAAACACACUUUGGGGCAUUUCAAGGGGGGCGCAGUGAAAGGGUGUCCUUUGUGCCUCAGCUCCAGAGAAAAACGAAAGGUGGGUGGGAAACUAGGAUAGAGGUGAAAAGUAAAAGGGGACUGAAUCAGCGAAUGACAAAGGGAGCAGGGCUCCGCACAGGAGUAGGAGGAAGAAGAGGAGUGACUGGAGCUUGUGUCAAGCUUCCUCUGAAUGGUUAGACAGCUGCCAGGUGGGAGAGGCGGAGGGCGAGGAGGCGGGUUCCGCACGCGGUUGGCCUGGGGCUGAUCCAGUCUUCAGCUCUCGCGGGCUGGGAGUCCGGGGCAGCGGCAGAGGCCACACCCAGGGCUGGCUGGUCCCGCGCUUUCCGGAGCUCAGCAGGCGCUUGCUGCUUGAACUGGCCAAAGAAGGAACGAAUGAAUGACCCUUUUGCCAGGAUGGAGACCCGAGGGCCUCAGGGAGCUGCAAAUCCCAUGGACUCCUCCCGCAGCCUGGGGGACCUCGGGUCUUUUCCGCGCGAGGUGGGGCGCGGGGCCCCGCUGGCUCCGGGCGCCCGGAAUCCCGCGACGGCGGGGGCGAGCCGAAGCCAGGGCGGCGGCCACGAGGACAGAUCGGCAGGUCGGGCCCUCGGACCUUGGGCCGGAGAGGAAUUGGACCGUGAGUCCUGGGUCAGAGAGAAAGUACUCUUUCUCCUGCACCCAGAGAGGUGGUUAGGGACUCAAGGGGACCCUGAACGGGAAAAGGUGGCCGGUGCAAAGGACCUUCCUCACGCGGCGGGUGGAGAGGACCACGGCGAGGAGCCCAACUAUCCUUCUGUCUCUCAACGAGAAAAGCGAAUUUCUGGCAGGCGUGUAGCCCCGCCGCGGGACCCAGCAGACCCACCCAAAUACGUGCUUGUGCGGGUGGAGGAUUAUCAGCUAACACAAGAAGUGUUGCAGACCUCGUGGGCCAAGGGUCGCAUGACCACCAGGACUGAGGAGCACUCCGUGACCGCGCUCACUUUUCGCAGCAGUAGAGAGGGACAGCCUGGGGGACACCGGGCCGCUGCUGAACCCCGGAAUCUCCAGGAACGAACAGGGGCACCCCGCGUUCACGCCACGGAGACGAGGGUUUCACCGUCUCCAGGGACCUUGCUCGAGGAGAUUAAACUCUAAAGAGUAACCCGAGAAAUGUUCCGGGAUGGUGGAUGAGCGAUCAUCCUUAAAAGAAAAUGCUAUUCUGGGAACUCCAACCAGCAAUUAACCUACAGAAGGAACCUUUUGAGAGGCUGGCGCAGAGCUUCAGGCAGGCAGAUUAAUAACUGACCUAGAAACAGAAGUGAAGUUUGAAGUCUGCUCUCUGCAAAGAGGGUGGGAGUGGGUGAAGGAGAGAAGCUUGUUUUAAAAGCCAAAAACAGAAAGUAAGAAGAAAUGGGAAAAUAAAACCAAAGCAGCAAGUGACUCUCUUCUGAUGUGCACUUUUCAUUUUUCUUCCCCACAUUUCAGUGUUAGAAAGAAAAAGAGAGGAGCUAGGGAAAGAAGGAGUUGGGGACAGAAGACUAAGAUUUCAACAUGAAAUUCCAUUUACAAGGCUUUACCGCAAACAAUAGCUCAUUUAGUCCUGUAAACAUGCAUUUAUCAUACAUUUUUAAUUUUAAUAUUAAAAAUACUGCAUGCAAAUGUUCUGAUUUAAAGGUAAAUAACAAUAUGUAGUUUGCCAUAAAAUGAAUGCAUAUCUUAUUCUUUUCCUCAGUUCUUCAUUAGUGAGACCUGUAGUCAAGAAUGGAUUGAAAAUACUGAUCUCCUGGUGUAGUUAAAAAAAUCUCUUCUGGUAUUGCUGAAACAACUAAUUUUUCUUAUUUUGUUUAUUCUUCUUUAUUAUUAAAUACCAUCUGAAUUAACUCUUUAGUAGUUGGCCUGGUUGAAGCUCUGUGAGGAGCAAAGCAGCCCUCUCCAGGUGAACUACUUCACUUUACCACCUGAAGGAGUAUUUACUGCAAGAAUUAACAAAGCAGACUGGAGUGCAAUGGCAGGAUCUCGGCUCACCGCAACCUCUACCUCCCGGGUUCAAGAGAUUCUCCUACCUCAGCCUCCCGAGUAGCUGGGAUUACAGCCAUGCACCAACACGCCCGGCUAAUUUUGUAUUUUUAUUAGAGAUGGGGUUUCUCCAUCUUGGCCAGGCCGGUCUUGAACUCCUGACCUCAGGUGACCCCCCUGCCUUGGCCUCCCAAAGUGCUAGGAUUACAGAUGUUCCUGAUCCAAGCAGAACCCUGUUAUUUGAAGAGCCUGAGAAAUCUUAUCCCAUUUAGAAGUGUCCUGGGAGUGCAUCCAAAGUGAAACUUGAGCAUCCUCAAUACUAAGAAAUCUCUGAGAAUGGCUGGGUCUUGGCUCUUUGAUCUUACCUCUACUCCACUGAAAAAUACGAUUAUCUAAAAUUGUGUUAGGUGGAUGAACCGCAUCAAAGACUUCCAGAAGCCACUCCAGUGACCAUAAGACAAAUGUCAGAAUCGCAUAACCACCAGGAUCAGAGAUGGAGUCUCACUCUGUCACCCAGUCUGUAAUGUAGUGGCAUCAUUGUCACUCACUGCCUCAAACUCCUUGGCUCAAGUGGUCCUCCCACCUCAGCCUCCCAAAUAGCUGGAGCUAUCGGCACAAGCUACCAUGCCUGGCUAUCCUUUUUUGUUGUUAUUUUUUUUUUUUUUAAGCUAAGGAAUGAAUCAAGAAAAUAAAACAUUGCAUGACUGGUA
Mandrillus leucophaeus (drill) is the source of this 2999-nucleotide messenger RNA. RefSeq names its product chromosome unknown open reading frame, human C6orf141. The transcript has 5 exons. Bases 691 to 1428 code for a protein of 245 amino acids. The record is from RefSeq and is a predicted model, not a curated record. Lineage: Eukaryota; Metazoa; Chordata; Mammalia; Primates; Cercopithecidae.